AUGACAGAGGAGUCCAGGGCUCCGAAGCGGGUACAUAUCCUUUCGUCCAUCAACCCGCCAGAACACCUUCAUGAUGAACCGCACGACAAGAGUCGAAAUGACGAUGCGCCGGAUUCUACCUCGCCGCAAGACGACAAAACUGAAGAAAAUGUGACCGAAAAGGAUAGCCAAAAGCCCCAGACUUCGCGCUUCCGCUUCAAGUCCAAAGACUCCAGGUCGCGACACCGAUCAGACCGCCAUCGCGACGGCGACGAGCAGGGACGCAGCCACCGACGGCAUCGUAGCCGGAGCCGUAGCCCCAGCCGUGACCGCGACGAUGGCAGCAGCUCGCGACACCAUCGCCACCACCACCGGCGACAUAAGCGGCGGCGGCGGCGGCGCUCGGGCUCCCCGCCCCGCGAGGACGAGAAGCGGGAGACCGAGCCAGACGACCCCUACGCGCCCCCGCCGCUGAGCCCCGACGCGGCCUUCCGCGAGGCGCUGUUCGACGCCAUGGCCGACGACGAGGGCGCGUCGUACUGGGAGGGCGUCUACGGGCAGCCGCUGCACGUCUACGGCGACCCGGGCCGGCCGAACGCGCAGACGGGCGAGCUGGAGCGCAUGACGGAGGAGGAGUACGCGGCGUACGUGCGGCAGCGCAUGUGGGAGAAGACGCACGCGGGGCUCCUGGAGGAGCGGGAGAGGCGGGCGCGCGAGCGCGAGGAGAGGGCCGCGCGGGAGGACGAGGAGCGGCGGGUCACGGCCGAGAUGGAGAGGAGCCUGCGCCGGGGCGAGGAGCGGCGGAGGAAGAAGGCCUGGGCCGCGAGGUGGGAGCAGUACGUCCGGGCCUGGGACGGCUGGGACGGCGGCAGCGUCGACGGGAUCCCGUGGCCCGUGGAGAGCGGGCGCAGGGGCGACACCGAGGACGCCGAGGCGGUCCGCCAGUUCUUCGUCCUGGGCCUGAACCUCGAGGCGCUGGGGGAGAAGGCCUUUGCGGCCCGGCUCAAGGACGAGAGGGUGCGGUGGCACCCGGACAAGAUGCAGCAGCGCCUGGGCGGGCGGGAGAAGGCCGACCCGGCACUGAUGAAGGAUGUCACUGCCAUCUUUCAGAUCAUCGAUAAGCUCUGGGCUGAUGUGCGAGCCCGGGGGAGCGCCUAG
Molecule: messenger RNA, 1137 nt
Organism: Thyridium curvatum
Lineage: Eukaryota; Fungi; Ascomycota; Sordariomycetes; Thyridiales; Thyridiaceae
Exons: 1
Coding region: 1-1137 (378 amino acids)
Biological process (GO): canonical NF-kappaB signal transduction
Source: RefSeq, a predicted model, not a curated record